AUGCCCUCUUUGUCCCAACCAUUCAGGCUAGCAACCCUUCCGAAAAUUGCCUCUUUGAGCAAUUUCUCUUUGCAAGCGGAUUAUGUUCAAGUUGCAGACGGCCCUUUCAAUGAAUUCACAAACAACAUAACAUUAGGUAUAUCCGGAUCAUCCAUAUCUCAGUAUAUUAUCAAUCCUACACCAAAGCUUACAUUUGACUACCCAAUACCUUCUACAAACAUUAUCACUGCAUGCAAUGCUGUAAAAGGCCAAGUUGAAAUUGAAAAUGAUACCAAAAUUAACAACAACGACAAAAACGAAGUUGCCGACUUUCAAUCAAAGAGAGAUGUUGAAAUCUGGUCUUUUGGGCUAAUGGUAAAUAAAGGUAAUUACACAUUGAAUGUCAUCACCAAAGCGGUAGAGGAUAAUGAUAUCUCCGCUGAGCACUUGACUGAGGAUGGCACUGACAAGAAAGCUUAUACAGGUACGGACGACCUCUUAUCUCAGUAUAAGAUUAAAACGAAAGAUAAGGUUAUGAACAUUAAAAUCGAUGCUAAAAAUAGCUUAAUAAUUGCCGUGUUACAGAAUGGGCUAGUUGAAUUUUAUGAUUUCAAACUAAAGCUUUUAUACUCUUUUGACAUCUCAUAUGGUAACUUGAAAUAUGCCAAAUGGUUCACUGAAAAUGGCACGGAAUUUGUGUUCGUUUUGUGUCCAUUAGAGGAUGAUAAAGUCUGUUAUAAAUUAUUCGAACUAUCAGAUUUUGAAAACAAAGAAAGUUCACCCAUUAAAGAGCUAUCAUCUACAAUUAUUGAGGGAUUUUCUUUUGAAAAUUCUAAAUUCUGUUACCAGUUCGGUAAGCUUUACAAAUUGAAUCAAGGUAAAAUAUUCGUUUACUCCCUACCACAUUGCCAGUUACAACAGAUUAUUGAUGUCCCAUUAAUCAAUAAACCCACUACCGAAGAUGAUUUGAUUUCUUUUCAGCCUGUUUCGGUAAACAGGAUUUUAUUGACCGUGAAUAACAUCGUCUACUUGCUUGACUUAUUACACUGCUCUAUUCUAUACCAGAGAGAAUUAACUCAUGUGAGAACCUUCCAACUGUUGAGAUCCGCGGUGAUUGACUCAGAGAAAUCACAGAAUUCAAAAACCAUAGCAAUUGGUAUUUCAACCAAGAAUGGUCCAAACCCAACAUCCUCCCUAGAAAUUAUCAAUAUUGAUGUCGGAACCAAUACACUAAAAGAUUCCUUGGGUAAAAGUUUCCAAAUUGGCAAAAAUGAUACCUCCUCUGUUGUUUUGAAACCACUAUUUGAUGAUGAAAACGUUGUUGACAAUAUGGUGAAACGUAACGACAUUGAUGGGAAUAUUAGUGUCCCCGCCUUCCAGUAUGACGAGAUUAUCAGAAAAAUUUCUGCUCUCAAAAUCAAUGAUGUCGCUUCAUUUGAUGACAUCUUUUUUAAAGAUCUGAACGUAAAGGAGGAGCAUUACACUGAAAAGGAUAGAUUUAUUUCUGAUUCUGAAUUUCUGAAUAAAAUUUUAGACUUAAUUUUCGAGAAAUUCAAUGGAAAUGAUUAUCCAAAGGCUCUAACAUUUUUACUUACCCAUCCGCUGUUUCCAUUGAACCGUACACAUAACUUGCUAUCCCGUUUAAGAGACCAACCAAGGCUGUUCAAACAGGCGAUCGUAACAUGUCCAAAUCUACCAUUGAAUGAAUUACUUGAGGAAUUAUUUUCCAUAAGAAACAAAGAAUUAUUACUGGAUAUCUCAUUUAGAAUACUUCAAGAUUUCACAAGGGAUUCAAUCAAACAAGAAAUGAAAAAUUUAAGCAAACUAGAUAUCCAAAACUUUAUCGACUUCGUAACAAAUACUGAUGAAGAUAGCUCACUAGAAAAUCUCAACCACAGUCAAAGCUCUCAGUUAUUUCAACUUUUGUCACUAGUUCUGGAUUCCAUUGGGCUAUUUUCAUUAGAAGGUACCCUCUUGGAUAAUCUAGCAUCGUAUAUCGAUAAGCAAGUGGAAAUUGCUGAAAGAAACACAGAAUUAUGGAAUCUGGUUGAAACAAGGGGUUCUCAACAUGGGUUUACUAAUAUGAACUCUGAUAGUACAACUUCUCAAAAACAAGCCUUGCCAACUUACACUAUGGAAUAUUUGGACAUUUGA
Molecule: messenger RNA, 2133 nt
Organism: Saccharomyces eubayanus
Lineage: Eukaryota; Fungi; Ascomycota; Saccharomycetes; Saccharomycetales; Saccharomycetaceae
Gene: UTP8
Product: Utp8p
Exons: 1
Coding region: 1-2133 (710 amino acids)
Source: RefSeq, a predicted model, not a curated record